AUGGGAUGGGUGUAUAAUGCCACGCCCGAGGUAGAUGCCGCAUCCGAGUAUCGGCUUAUUCUACCAGUAUGUAUAAUUCUCACUGUUUUGAUGGUGAUAAUUGUCAGUCUGAGACUGGUCAUACGAGCGACUUUGGCACCGUCCGACUAUAUAAUGGUCGUAGGAUUGGUAUUCAGUGUUGUAUACAGUGCUUUAUGUAUAGCGCAAAGUCGAUAUGGAUUGGGAUUACCGUUGAAACUGCGCCCUGAAGCUGACUUAUCAACUUAUACAAAGCUCAACUAUGCAGGAAGGCCAUUUUAUCAAUUGGGUAUCGCUACUUUUAAGGCCUCCCUCUGCUUGAGCUAUCUUCGAUUACUCUCUAGGACGUCAAAAACAAGUUACAGAAAGGUAAUUUGGGGUGUGAUCCUGCUAUCAACUUUGGGACAUAUUGCAGGAACCUUGGCGUUGAUCUUCAACUGCACGCCGGUUCAACGAGCAUGGAAUCCGUCUAUCCAUGGUACUUGCCUCCCUACCGGCACAACCUUCUAUACACUGGCAGGGUUUACCGUAUUUUGUGACGUUAUCAUCCUUGUCCUACCGAUUCCGCUCUUACUCCAGCUGAAUAUCAAACCGGCUCAGAAAGCAGGUGUCGUAUGUCUGUUCAUGCUGGGUCUGUUCACUACAGCGUGUUCGAUCCUCCGCCUGACUCAGAUCCACAGAAUUGCAUGGGGAGAUGGAGAUAGUACAUUGUUGGUGCUAUGGGGUGUGAUUGAAUUCAAUGUCGGGAACAUUGUUACUUGUAUUCCAUACUUGGCGCCUCUAUUCAAGCGCUUUGUGCGAGACUUCCGCUCAACAAGCGGUCGCAAGUACUAUGAUGAAAGCGCGAGAGGUUACGUGCUGAAGAAUAAUUGGUCCAAAGAUCAGCGUUCACAACUACAAUCGAAUGCAUCAGGACCCUCACAAUUCAAACAGACACCGAGCGAAGAGUUAAUUCUUUCCAGUCGGGAACCAUGUCAUGGUGGUAUCGAGAUGACUGUGGAGUAUCGGGUAUCUCUAGACUCGAACAGAGAGCGAGAUGGAAAAUAG
This is a messenger RNA of Penicillium malachiteum, 1065 nucleotides long. RefSeq lists its product as uncharacterized. Lineage: Eukaryota; Fungi; Ascomycota; Eurotiomycetes; Eurotiales; Aspergillaceae. The coding region runs from base 1 to 1065 and encodes 354 amino acids. The record is from RefSeq and is a predicted model, not a curated record. The transcript has 5 exons.